This is a messenger RNA of Trachemys scripta elegans, 12190 nucleotides long. It is a transcript of the gene RABGAP1L, whose product is annotated as RAB GTPase activating protein 1 like. The coding region runs from base 5762 to 6526 and encodes 254 amino acids. The record is from RefSeq and is a predicted model, not a curated record. NCBI's taxonomy places the organism in Eukaryota, Metazoa, Chordata, Testudines, Emydidae. The transcript has 7 exons.
ACUCUCCUGCUGUUGCGCUUUUACUGGGAAUCUGCAUGAGACGCUGUGAGACUGAGGGUGAUUCUCAACUACUGACACAAAAAGGAGGAAAUAAUACUUACUGUUUAGCAAAAACUGUGCAUGGUCACAUCCACAAAGACUUUAGGAAGGUGAACUCAUCCAAGACUGACAUAUGGUCCUUGUCAUUAAUCUCUGUUUGUAGCAAGGUUUAAUAAUUUUUGUUAGUACAAGGGGGUCCUGAUCCCUGCUUGGGGUCCCUUGGUGCUACUGCAAUAGACAUAAUAAUGAACAGGAGAAAAAUAAAGCCCCAAUGAUGUGUGAAGCAGAAUAAUGUUGGUAGUUAUUACAUUUAUUUGAAUGCAUAUCAAUUACAGCUUAAAGAGAUCAACAACAUAUGGCCACAGGUUCAGAGUCAAAUGUCUUGGUUACUGUGGAGCAGUCAAGUUGUUAGUCUGAUAGGUUGAUGGUUCACAAAAAAAGGAUUAGCUCAACAGUAUAUCUGAAUUUCUGAUUUCCAGGGUAAUUGGGCCCCAAUGCUGAAAGCCGCUCUCUGCAGGCAGGCCCCCACAUGCAUGUAGCUCCAGCCACACAGAGCAUCUUGCUGGGUGGGGGCCUGACUGUGUGACUAUCCAAAACCUUGUCAGUACUGUGUUAUGUACAAGCAGAUAUAAGUAUGCAUGAUGUUAUCCUUUCUUGUGUUUGUUUUCUAAUGCUGCAUACACAGGCAGAUCAGGAAUCAUUCAGUGAAGCAAUUUGUGAAUAAUUUCAAAUAAUGAAUAAAUUUGACAGUUCCAUGAUCUGCUAUGAACAGGGGGAAAAGGCAAAAAUGUGCUGAAUAAAUUUACAAAUUAUGGCCCAGAUCCUGCAUUGAAAACCAGGUAUGCAGACACCUGCACCUGCAUAGGGCCCCGUUGGCUUCAGUUGGGCUCUGUGCAGUUGGAGGGGGUUUGUCCAUGCAAUUCUCAGUGUAGGAUCUGGGCCUAGAAAGCACAUUUUGCUCAAGCUGUUGACAUUUCACCAUGGGGGGCUGGUUCUUUUUACUUUAUAAAAGUAAUUGCCCUGUUUAUGGCAAAACUUGGAAAAAUAUUAUUGCACAUGUAAGGUAGCUUGCCACUCUUACAGAAUGGGGUUUGGAAAAGCAUUAUUUUGCUCAUACCAAUGUUGGCCAUACUGAGGGAAAAUUUGUCAGGAAUGUUGCAGAUAAUGCACAGAUAAGCCAACACAACAGAUCUUGUAAAACUUUGCUGAGGAUGAACUCAGUACUCAUAAAGUCACCUUUCUGCACUCAGGUCCUACUCCUAGCUCAGUUCAAUUGGACUAGAACCUCUUAGCUUUAAUUACAUGCCCAAAUGUUGUUCCUCAGAUAAUACAAUAAAGUAAUACGUUGAUUUUUUUUCUACAAGCCCUAAUAAACAUGUGGCACCUUGUAAUAUUUUUUAUUGUAAUAUAUUUGAAUUUCAUUAUCAUUAUCAUAAUGAUAUAUUCUGUUGAUUUAGACUUUUAUAGGGCAAGUUCUUUCUAAGGUUUGUAUUUCAUUUAAAAUUCAGGACCCUUCUACUACACCUUUCUUUUCCCCAGCAGCAGCUCAGCUUUCCUUAGAUGCCUUCCUCAGAGAUGAGGCACUGAACUGCCUAUUGGGUGACUUAGCUGUUAACUUAUGUGGCCAGCAUAUGCCAGCAACUUUUUUACUGUUACUCAAUAUUAUACAUAACAUAGAAGUGCCAUUUUCUAUGUACUUUCUAAAUGAAUUCUGUCUGGCAUACAUAGAGUAGUAAACAGUUCUGCAAGAUACUACAAUUGUGUACAGUAUCUAAGGUUAUAGAAAACAAUGUAUGAUGCUGAGGAAUAGUACACAGUCAUGUAGUGAAAGACUGUUAUAAUGCAUACACGUGAAGAGGCAGAGUUAAGACUGUGUUUGAAAGUGUACCUGGCAUUUCUUGAUUUCUGAGGCUAAACUGCAAAUUAACAUUUUUUAACAUAACUCUAAUCCAGCAUAGAUCUGAUUUUCUGUCAGAACUAGGACUGCAUUCAUGGUCAAGAGAAUGCUAGUUAAUUUCCCUAUUUAGAAAUAACCAUAUUUACUGCUUGUUAAUUCGGAUUGUUUUCUUUCUUCAGUUUGUUCAUACUUUUAACACAGAACUACAAUAAUACUUAGAAAAUGUAGGGUACUGUUCAUCUUCAAAGCACUGUGCAAGCAUAUUAGCUAAUUAAACCUUACAGCACUCAUGGGAGAUGGAUGAACAAGAUUAUUAUUCCCAUUUAGCAGAUCGUGAAACAGGUGAAGUGACUUACUUGGCCACACCCCCAGUGAGUCACUGUCAGAGGCAGGACUAGAAUUCAGGAUUCUGGCUUGCAGUCGUGCAACUCCUUGUGUAACUUUUAUCUGGGUUGGAUCAGGUCAACCUUUUGUUGAUGCACUGAUUAGUAGAAUGAUCCCUCACAACCAGCAUAGCUACAUUUAGUUCAAGCUUUUUAUCUGAUAGGUUUCAUAUAUGGGAAAGAGGUUCUCUCUCUUAAUGGGAGAACAUGUCUGUUAUGAUAAGUGUAUUAACUCCAGUUUUGUAUUUUUAAUUUUAUUAGUGUGUCUUGAUGAGAAUGGUGAGAAUCAACAUUCGAAGACUAUGCAUAUAGGGGUCAGUCAGUUAUGAUUGCAGGCCUGCAUGGAUGUAUAAGGGGGAGAAACCAAAGCCCUGCUCAUCCCUUAAAAGACACCAUUGCAGCCCUUGUGUUCAGGAGUGCAAGGACUAUAUUCACACCACUGCCAGUGCUAGGCUCCCUAGAACUGGAGGGUAGCACUCUGCACCUUGUCAAAGGGCCCAGGCUGUCCUUGCAUGAUGCCUCCAGGAGCUCCCAUUGGGAUGAUGCUCUCCAUGUGGGUUGAGGCUUAAAGACUGAGUUUUCCUAGCAGAAAAAAAUUAUUUUCGGUUCACCAUUCAGAAGUGGGGAUGGCUUUUGUUUAAUGAUUUCUUCCGAGCUCUGUGGAGCAGGGGUCUGUGCAGCAUGUUCAUCUUUUAGAUGCACAUUGAUUCUCUUCCUUGUUUUCAGUCUGUGUUUUGAUUUGUUUCACUACCUAUGCAACUUUGGGGUGAUCAUUUAGAUGUACACCGAUAGCCUUGUUGUAUGUCACUUUGCUCAGACUCGUUACGGUUCUUAAAGAAUAAAACUGUCCUGUGAAUUAUCCUCCCCUCCCAUGUGGGGGGGCAGGGCUUGGGGAACUGCGGAGUGAGGAGGGGUUGAAGCCUCCCAACUUUACAGAUCAUGUGGAUCCGCAGGAAAGGGCCUCUUAAACUGACAGAGCCAGGAGCUGUCUGUUCAGUGGGCCUUCUCUUCCUGUUGCUAGCAACAUGGCUCUAGCCGAAACCAUGCUGCUGUUGGCAUGAGUGGCUACUCAGUGGGAGUCAUGGAGCGGAUCUGGGAGAGCUAUACAGCACUGAGGUGUAUUAACUCCUAACCACAUUCCACAGCAAUCCAAUGAACACCAAGUGAUGAUGAUGCACAGAAUGGCUGGUCUCCUUCUCCUGCCCACCCUACUCAACAUCCAGGGGAAUCCCUUCUGGGCAGUACACCUACAGAGGGGCAUCUAGGUGUUCUGGUGAGGGGAAAAGGACUGCUGAGGAAGCAUUCCUUCUCCCCCAAUGCAGAUCUCCAGAGGAACAAGCGUGGACAUGGAGAUUAAUUUCUCUGCAGUAGAAUUUUUUUAAAACAGAUAUAAACAAUCCACAUGACAUUCUUCAGCAGAUAUGGUAGAGUGGCAUGUCCAAACUGACUGACAAUAUCCCUAUAAGGUAUGGACAGAAUUGUAAAUUUAUGAUUAUUACAUUCUAAGAACUGUCCAACCUCAAACCAUCUGUAAAUUCUGAGAUAAUUUAAAAUUGGGAUUUUUACAUCAUCUGAUUAAUCAUCAGUUAGCCAGAUCAUACACUGACUGAGUGGAAGCAAUGUAGGACACUAUUCUAUAUGUACAGUAUGAUGCAAGAAUUCGUUAUUGGGCAUGCUUAUUUUCUGCAAGUCAGUUGUGACAGAUUUCAUUCACCACACGCACAAAUCAGAAAUAGGGCUCUGAAAUUCACUUUGGGGUUUAUUUUAUUUUCUUCUCAAUUUAGAAAUAUUUCAUUUAGGAAAACUAAAUUCAUACAGGCACAUUUCUGCAGCAGAAUAACUUUACUGUUGGGUUUUUACAUUCAGACAAAAAUAACGUCUGACAUUUUCAUAGACUAAAACAGAAACACAGCUGAGUUGCCAUCCUUCAGUAAAUAAAUUGACUCUUAGUUAAAACACAUCACAAGUUAUAAGUAGAAGCCAGUAAAAAAAUGGGAGCUGUGUGUCCAAGAAAAGUACCAAAAUAAUUCAGACAAAUAUUUUCCCCAUAUUCUGGGUGAUUUUUCCAGCCUCUGAGAACUUCUCACAUAUAAUAUGGGUUUAUAGGCUGUAUCAGUGAUGAAAACUUGGGUCCUGUAAAAAAAUGUCAUGUACAGUUGUGUAAACAAAAGCUAGAAUCCUACAGGUAGACCCUGCACCUAUGCAGAAUCCCAUUGACUUCAGUGGGAGCUCUAUGUGUGCAAAAUAGUCUGCUCGCACAGAGCUCACAGCAGAUUAGGACCAAAAAUGUUAAAUGUCACUGCUCUAUUUACCGUCAUGAAAUACAUUAGGAAAGUUUCCUAUUCCUACAGUGUGAUCUUGCUGCAAUAAGGUAAAUAUAUUCACUUUAAUUUUUACAGCUAGAAUAUGACCCUUAACAAAAGUUCACAUCCAAAAUUGCUUUGAUAUCCUAAUUUUGCACACAAUACCCUUGAUCCUGCAAUGAGAUCUGUGAGUGGAACAGUUACACCUGUAUGGCUCCACUGCCAUACAGGAGCAAUUUUUAAUCUGUAUUAAUGUAUAAUCCAGAUGUAUUAGUUUUUUGUAUGCCUGCAGUGUCAAUAAGUAAAAAUUAAUAUUCCAGUAAUUUUGGUGCUAGUUGUUGCAUUAGCAUUCCUGAAUGCAGGGGAAGAAACAUUUGAUUACAAUUAGAGUGGUUUUCUUCUUUGUUUAAAAAACCCCCAAACUCUGCACUAUGACAGUUGAAGGAAUGUUUCUUUAAAACCAGAGCCAAGAGUUCAUCAUAGUAGCAGAGAGCGCAUUGAAAAACUUUGUGAUGCCUUCCAUAAAACCUCUUUUGUCCUGGAUAAUUGUUCCUUUAAAGCUUUGUGGCUUUUUAGCCAUCUUACAUUUCUCAAUUUUACCAUCUUGGAAUUAACCUAAUUAACUGCUUUUUUUGAUUGACUCAUGAAGACUUCAACCUACUGCCAUCCAGGAAUGUGAAUUCUAAUCAGUCGUUUCAUUUCCAUCAAUAAGAAACUCUUCAGGUUUAAAUAUCCACUUUUUGGAACAACAAAAUGUGAAAAUUAAGAUUUCAGCAAGGUUGGUGACAAAAGUCACACCCAGCUUUAGUAGCAGCAGUGAAAAAAAUUUGCAUCAUCAUUGGUAAUCAUGUAUAUUCAUCCUUCAUGCUAGCCUGAUAGCAGAGGGUGGAGUUUAUUAGCUUUUUAGUCUUCCUGAGUUGGGACUUGCCUGCAAGUUUCAAAUCAGCUUUCUUCUUUAAAUCAAAUGUUUGUUUUAAUAAGUGGAAGCUGGAGUAGACCAUACCUUUAAAAAAACAAAGUGAAAAAAUCCCAGUGUAGGAUUAGCAAAUCAGGAAUUUUUGUUUGUUUUUUAAUUUCCUAAUGAUUUUGUUUGGUAUUUAAAAUUCACUGGAUAUCCUGUUUUCACUGUGUUGACACCAAUGAUUGAAAGCAGUAGUUGGUCUGUGACUUUGCAGGAGAGGGAGAACCGCAGGCUCCAGGAAGCCAGCAUGCGGCUGGAACAGGAGAAUGAUGACCUUGCCCAUGAACUUGUAACGAGCAAAAUAGCCCUCCGAAAUGACUUGGACCAGGCUGAAGAUAAGGCAGAUGUUCUGAACAAAGAGCUUCUCCUGACUAAACAGAAACUAGUGGAGACUGAGGAAGAAAAGCGGAAGCAAGAAGAAGAAACUGCCCAGCUGAAGGAAAUCUUCAGGAAACAACUAGAGAAGGCGGAAUCUGAAAUAAAGAAAACCACUGCCAUUAUUGCGGAAUAUAAACAAAUUUGUUCCCAGCUGAGUACCAGGCUCGAGAAACAACAGACAGCAAGUAAGGAGGAACUGGAGGUUGUGAAGGGUAAAGUGAUGGCUUGCAAACACUGCAGUGAGAUUUUCAGUAAGGAAGGAGCAUUGAAGCUGCCUGCUAUAAGCAGAGAGACCCAGGGAACAGAAAGAGAUGAUGAGAAGGAUGCACUCAAGAAGCAGCUGAGGGAGAUGGAGCUGGAACUGGCACAGACCAAAUUGCAGCUUGUGGAAGCAAAGUGCAAAAUUCAGGAGCUGGAGCACCAGAGAGGAACCCUUAUGAAUGAAAUCCAAGCUGCUAAAAACUCUUGGUUUAGCAAAACCCUGAACUCUAUCAAAACGGCCACGAGCACACAGCCACCACAGCAGCCUCCACCAUCCCAGCCACCCAAAGAGAGCAGUACAUAGUUCCAGCCAGACCCCAGGCACAAGAGCACAAAGAACAAAGCAACUGAAACCCUGGAGGAUUUCCCCAGGGGGGUCUCCUCUUGGGGAAAGGACAAAAGACAGGAGUGCAGGCGUUGAAGUGAAAUCCUUCAGUGUCUUUACUCAUUCUGGUGUGACCCUUUCCAAAGGGAGGUUAUUUAAAGAAUCCAAUUUUAUGUUGAAUACUUAUUUCCCACCUGCCUUCCUGAAAGUCAUGUUCUAAUACCUUCAUCCUUUUACACUUUAUUUUAUAUGCUUAGAUGUUAAGAUGGAUAAUAAUAAUUCAGAACUAAAUGUUCAAUAUGUGAACUAAUUAUAACUACAAUUAUUUUUAUCUUGCAUAAAACAGAUGUUUUCUUUUUGGGAAAGAAGGAGGGUAGCAUAAAGUACUGAGGCAUAAAUCUUGUCAAAGAAAGCACAGUAUAAUGCCAGGCUUUAUACUCAUGCCAUGGGAUCAUCUCAAGUUUACAGUGGUGUUUGCAUCCUGCAGAGAAGCAUUUCCCAUUCAUUGUAAGUCUUAAGUCAUAGCCAAAAUAGUCUUGUGCUCUCUCUGGCAUAGCACAAGUGUUUAUAGUCUUCCCUGCGAAUAUUCUGUGUGUUUGAUUUUGGCAAUUAGUUUCCUGCACAAAUUCAAGGAGCGCAGGUCUUCCAGAUGCUGAGUGGCAGCACUGUUUAAUUCUUGUGUGUCGCACCUGAACUGGAAUUUAAAGUGAAAUCUUCUAGUUCCCUUCUUAUUCUGUUUUAUUUUCAGAACUGGAGAAAUGAUUCUCUCCAUUAGAACAAAGGGAAGGCUAUAUUAUUUUUUUUUGGGGGGGGGGGGGAGAAAUAAGUAGUUUUGAAACCUUGCUUAGUUUUGACAUUCUAUCUAUUACUCCUGUGCAAUAAAAGCGUGGUAUCUUUUUUUCAGCGUAGUUGGUAGAAAUAUUUUCACAUGAAACAUUGGGCCAAGGUUUAAGCAUUGGUCUUGGCACAAAACUGGAAGCAUCAAAUCAAAAAACUCUCUUUGCACAGGAGAAACAAACACCAUGGAAAAGUUUAUUUGCUUUUGACACUUUAUUAGGGAACCCUAAGUUGCUGUAUCUUUUUUUAAAGGACAAAAUAUUAAAAAUGCAAGAUAAUAGACUUUACUCAUGAGGUAAACUUUUCUGAUGAUUAUUCCUGAGUCUGUCUGGAAACAGGAUUGUCUUGUUUUAUAUCUCUAAGUUAAAGAAGUGCAAAAGCAGUUGUGACAUUUUUUUGAUUGAACAUAAAUGUUUAUAGAAAUACUUAUUUCAUGAAAAAUUAAACUAUUGCUUAAACUGAUGGAAAUAUUUUUAAAUUAUAUUUAACAUGUCUAUAAGAAGGUCUCACAGAUAAAUAUUGUUGCUGGACAAGAGGUUAGUUGUGCAUUAAGUUUCCCCAUGUUAUAAAAUGUUCCAGGGACAUUAGCCCUGUUUUGAUUUUAACUUUAAGUAAUGUAAUAUCUUAUCAGCUCUGUACAAUAAAGUUUGAUACUCACAUCCUGCUUCAUUUUCAAGCAUAUUUUCAGAAGAUUUUUACAUGUAGUACAAGUUUAACAUUUACCCUGUGCCAAAUGAGACAUUUUGAAGAGAGGUCAGCUGUUUGAAAUAGAGAUCAAAAUGUAGUCACUAUCCUUAGGCAGCUAAAGGCCUGCAAUUUGGUGAUGUAGAUUCUUUUUUCUAAGAACAGAGCUGAAUAAAGAGUUAAGUUCCUCUUGUUAGAAUGGUUUAUAAACUUACCUGGAAGAACAGUGUUUUGUCUAGAUGUUGUUACAGAGUGGAAUCGAAAUAAGAGGGUUCUUCAAAUGAAACCGAAUUUUGGCAUACUUUCCAUAAUCAGCUUAGUGCUAUUAAUAUUUAUCUGAAUAAAGACCAGUGUUCCUAUCCAGUGGAAGUACUAAUUUCAGCAUUGAGAUGUCACUGGCAAGUAAAUUAACGAACUUGAACUAAGUUAUGUAAUAAACUGGAGGUGACAAUUGUAUACAAUUAAAUACAUUAUUGUAGUACUUGGAGUACUGUGCUCACAGCCAACAUUGUUACUGGUAUCAGUUUUGUCCAAAUUUCUCAUUUAAAUUCCAAUCCUUUAAUUUAAAUCAUGCCUACGGAUUGAUUUAUACUGUUUUCCAAACAAGGUCUUCAAUGCAGUAUAAACAGAAAAGUGAAUUUAAUAUGGCACUUUUUGGCAUGUCUCCACUCACAAAAAUGUUUGCUACCUGUAAGCUAUGCUGAGCCCUUACAAUUAUUGGAGAGGAAAUUGGAGUCUAUUUUGCCUUCACAUGAUAGCAAUAAAAUUAUCAGUCAAGUACUGAUGACAGAAUCUUCACUCCUGGUAAUGAUCCAAGAGGCUUGAUUUCCUACCUCCUCCCCCACCAUCCCAGGUUGAGUGUAGAAGAAUGAAUAACAUUUGACUUUAAAAACUGUAAAUCUUGUUUGGAAUCAGUGAAAGAACAAAUAAAAUCACUUUCCUGACUGUAAUGACAGUGACAUUCAAUAACAUGGAAAGCUAACAAGAUUGUAGGGUUACAAGAUAGGAGGUAAAAUCCAACUUCCUGGCUGUAUAUACAAAUAACCUAACAUUGUCAUAAGGAUUAAAAAAAAUGGGUUUUAGUUGGCCCUUUCAGUGGUAAAAGACAGAACCGGGUACAUGAUGGAAAUGUGCACCUUCAGCGUUGGCUGAUAUACUGUAUGUGGCAAAGGCUGAUGUUUGCAUAGAUUUUUUUUUUUCAGUGGGAAACUUCCUGAAUUAAGUCUCACUGAAGCUAAUAUGUAUCUGUUCAAACAGCACUGAAACAGUUAACAUAACUCAAAGUGUGGAAGUAUUUUUUUUUUUAAUUCAAUAUCAAAAUGCAUGCCCAGUUCCAACAGUUGUACUAAAGGUAACUUGUGUCCGUCCAUAUGUAAGGAGCAAGCAUUAUUGGGGAUUUUUAUUUUUACUUCCAUUCAGAACAUUCUGAAAUAUGGCCUUAAUUUCACAAAGAAACAAUUCUCUGUAAAAUAUGUAUUUUGGUGCCGUUAUUAAUCUUGUGGAUACUAGUGCCUCACUGAGGUGCACAAUGCAGAAAGAACAAGUAAAUUUUUUUCACUUCAUGCAGAAGUUUUUUAUUUGGGUGAAACACUUCAUAGGAUAAAUCAGGUUGGAUUAAUUACAUUGUACAUCAAUUCACUAAUCAUAUCUUUGUGGAUCAAAGUUGAAUUUAUGUAAAACCGUAGUGCAUACUUCAUAUCACUUAAAAAAAAUGUUGAAAAGUUAACGACUUGCCUGCAUUCAGGUAAACUGCUCAAGGUUCAUAUGCUUCAGUCCUCAGUAGAAGGAAAGCACUGAACCAUGUACUCAGUAUAGCCAGCUGACACACACAUCCCAGCCUCUGCCCUGCUCAUUAGAUUGUACAUCUUCCCAUUUGCUAUGGCGAAAUUAUCUUUAGAUAACCAGAAAAAUCUUUUUGUAUUAUAAGUUGUAUGGCGGGACUUUUUGUUUAGCCAUUAAAUUUCCUGUUUUAUGCUAGCAUAUUUUGUUUUAUUCUCUUAUUUCAUUAAAAAACUAUUUUGAAGCAAAAAGCAGGUGUGGGGUAUCUCUGUUCACUAGAACAAGAAAGGAGAGUCAGGUAGAGCAGACACUCAUCCCUUGAUACCAAAGUAUAUUAGUCAUAGCAGACUCUUAUAGACUAAGUAGAGACAAAUACAUUACGGAUUUAGGUUUUGUGGCAAACACCUGGGGUGAAAUCCUGGCCCCAGUAAGACAAUGGCCAAACUCCCAUUGACUUCAGUGGGGCCAGGAUUUCACCCAUGAAGUUGAGUUUGUGAUAUGCUGACUAGCCUUGGUGAUAGUGCUCUUUAAUAGAGUAGAAAAACUGCCUGUACUGGCCGCUACAGUAUCAUGAUUUACAAAUUAAGUAUGAAAAAUCUUGUUUUCCUAAUGCCACAACCUCUCGCUAAGAAGUGUGUAGGGCUGAAUUCUGACAUCCCUGUACUGAGUAAUAUCUUACUGAACAUGUGAACUUUGUCAUAUAAUGGUAUGUUAUUUUUCAUCUCCUAGAGAAGCCUUUAGUACAUGUUUUACAUUUUGAAGAUCUAGGCAGUGGUUUUAACUAAGAGCUGAAUGACAGUUCUCUUGAACCCACAGCAGCCAUCAGUGGAUGAUGCCUUGUAAAGUAGUCGGUUGUUCAAUAGCAGGGUUUACUAGAUAUAUAGCAUUGCAUAUGCCCAUAGAUGUAACGUAGUACCGUACAUUUUCCUCUUACAAAUAUAGCCUUUUUCUAAACUUCCUUUCUGCUUAUUACACUAACCAUCCCAUGGAGAGCUGUCCCACUAAAAAGAGGCAUUUCCAUCCAAAUAGUGCUAAAUGCUCACACACUACAUCCCUUUCACUUUGAACUACUCAAUAUAGAAAAUGUCGCAAGUUGACUUCUGAACACCCACCAAUGCACUGUCUGAAACUGGGCUAUGAUACAUAGAAAGCAUCCAGUUUUAAAGAGAUUCAUAAUGAGAACUAGAAAAUGGACCUUUUAAGGGCACUACACACGAGAACUAAUUACAACCCUACCUUUCCUAGUUCAAAGGCCUGCAAAACAUCAGUUCACAACCAUUACUCACUAUUUACAGGGUUGCCCUUCAGGAAUACAGAGCUAUCAAUUUCUUCCAGACUCCCAGUGGUUUGCUAUUGAAUGUAUGUCAUGCCCAUUUUUACCUGGAAAAAAUACAGCUCAAAAAUAAGAACUUUAUUUCCUUCCCUUAUUUUCUUAUUCAGUGAGACUUGUUUUUAUUUAACCUGUAAAGGAGCAUAUAUGCAUCUUUGGAAACUAUAUAUUAUAUAUAGAAUAAUAUAUAGGAAACUGAAUUAGGAGAUAAAAUACAUCAGAAGGGUCUAGUGUCACAAAUUUCACUCAUGUGAUUUGAUAACCACCAGAAUCCUGGGCUGUACUAAUUUCCUUUCAGUUUCUCUUAUUUUUGUAUUUUAUAUAAUACAUGGAUCCUACUACCAAUUCAUAUAAACAAGAGAAAAUGUUAUUGGCCUCUGCCUGAUUCUCUCCUUUCAACAAUCCCCUGGAGGAAACUAAUGUGGAUGAGGUUUUCAAGAAUUGUAUUGGGAGCUAUUUCACUUAGAACCAUCACCUUCUCUUGGAACUCUGGAGAGAAUCUUCUUUAUAGUUUAAGUAGAAAAUACAUUGAUGUCAAGAGCAAGCAGAGAUGGGCCCUAUCCAGAUCCAUAGUUUUCCAAAGUUUAAAGGGGAUUCAGUUCCAGGGAUUUUAUUCAGCCUCUUGAAACAGGCACCAGCUGCAAAGCUUGGAUCCAGAAUGAGGAUUCCCACCUGUUGGGGUUAUUCAGCUGCACAGUCUUGAUUUGGGUCCAUCCCUAAUUAUAAAGAGAAAUACAGUGCUAGUGGACUAGGGAGAUACAGGGGCUUUGUUGUGUUAGACUUAUGAUUUGGGAACAUUUUUAUACUGCCAAUCAGUCGCUGUAUAACCAAUCCAUGUAUUAUAUAAAAAUAUAAAUGUAACACUUGUUAUUAAAAGUGUAAUUUAAUGUACAUCAUCACAAGAAAUGUUUACUUUUUUAAUUGUUAGACAUGUUUAGCUCAGUAUCUUGUUUUCUUUGUGUGAAUGAUAUGUUGUAAAAUAAACAGAAAUGCAAACAAGAUGGGAAUGAGAU